GGGGUGUUCUAAACCAGAGGGCAGACCCAGAGGCUUCCCUGCCUCAGUUUACCCGCUACGUGCAUCCGGGCGCUUCCGCGGGGGUUGGGCCCUGAGGCCAGGGUCCCCAGAGGGCCUGGGCCCCUCCAGUGCCUGGGGGAGCGGAAGGUGAGGACCUGAGGGGUGACGGGCCGAGUCCUGCCCGCGCCGGCCAGGGGCGGGGCCGGGAGGCCCGCGCUCCGCGAUCCCCGCCCGCCGGCUUCCUCCGGGGUCAGCCCGGCUCCUUAUCAGGCGCGGCCAGGCGGCCAGGCCCUUAUCUGCGCCGGCCCAGCAUCCUCCGGCCGCUGCUCCGGGGGUGAGCAGGAGGAAACCGGGCCGCCGGGGGGCGGGGAGAGGGCGGGCCGGCCCGGGAGCCGCUCACUUUCCCUCGGGGGACCCACGCCACCACCGCGGCCGCCUCGGCCCUGUGGAGCCCAGGAGGAGGCGCGGCCCAACACCGGGCGGAACGGGCGGCCUGGAGCGCAGAGGCCGGACCUGAGCGGCACAGUGGAGCGUGGCCUGACGCUGGAAACUGCAUCCUGGCCCAGACUGCCGGCCCCGACGGCACAGAGCCAGGGCACUCACCAGGCUGCGGGAACAGCGAAGGGGUGAGCACCCCCACCUCGGGGUCCAUGUGCCCGCCCCAGGCCCAGGCAGAGGUGGGCCCCACCAUGACUGAGAAGGCAGAGAUGCUGUGUGCCCCCAGCCCGGUGCCCGCCCCGGCCCCUAAACCUGCCUCACCUGGGCCCCCGCAGGCAGAGGGGGUGGGCCACGGAAGCUCCUCACCCCCCAGGCUGCCCCCUGGCGUGCCAGUGAUCAGCCUGGGCCACACCAGGCCCCCAGGGGCAGCCUUGCCCACCACAGACCUGAGCACCCUACGGCCCCCCCUGCUGCAACUCUCUGCCCUUGGAACCGCCCCACCUGCCUUGGCCCUACAUUACCACCCUCACCCCUUCCUCAACAGUGUCUACAUUGGGCCGGCAGGACCUUUCAGCAUCUUCCCUAGCAGCCGGCUGAAGCGGAGGCCAAGCCACUGUGAGCUGGACCUGGCUGAAGGGCACCAGCCCCAGAAGGUGGCCCGGCGCGUGUUUACCAACAGCCGCGAACGCUGGCGGCAGCAGAACGUUAACGGUGCCUUCGCCGAGCUCAGGAAGCUGCUGCCAACGCACCCGCCCGACCGGAAGCUGAGCAAGAACGAGGUGCUCCGCCUCGCCAUGAAGUACAUCGGCUUCCUCGUGCGGCUGCUGCGCGACCAGGCGGCCGCCCUGGCCGCAGGCCCCACCCCGCCCGGGACCCGCAAACGGCCGGCGCACAGAGUCCCAGAUGACGGCGUCCGCCAGGGGUCAGGACGCAGGGCCGAGGUGGCCGCGAGCUCGCAACCCGCGCCCCCGGCCGAUCCCGACGGCAGCCCGGGUGGGGCGGCCCGGCCCAUCAAGACGGAGCAAGCGGCUCUGAGUCCGGAGGUGCGAUGACCCCACGCGGCGGCGCCUCUGAGCCGGAGGGCACCGGGGACUCAGCCCGGGCCGUGGAGGAAAGGGCCGACGAUGCGCUGCGCCUGCUUGGGAGCAAACGCGCCCGAAGAGGGACCAGUGAGGACGACCCUGGCGACGGGGCAAGGUUUCGGGGGUCUGAAAGGGUGACCGUCGCCCCCAGGAGCCCCGCAGACCCUUUUUUAAGAACCACCCACCGCCCGCUGGAAGUGGCCUUGCCCGUGUCCCCUUCCCAGAGGCGAGGUCGGUGAACCAACAUGGUAGUGCGGUCAUUGGA
Messenger RNA from Propithecus coquereli (Coquerel's sifaka), 1785 nucleotides. RefSeq names its product lymphoblastic leukemia associated hematopoiesis regulator 1 (gene LYL1). The record is from RefSeq and is a predicted model, not a curated record. Gene Ontology annotation, molecular function: protein dimerization activity; DNA-binding transcription factor activity, RNA polymerase II-specific; RNA polymerase II cis-regulatory region sequence-specific DNA binding. The transcript has 4 exons. NCBI's taxonomy places the organism in Eukaryota, Metazoa, Chordata, Mammalia, Primates, Indriidae. Gene Ontology annotation, biological process: regulation of transcription by RNA polymerase II. Bases 651 to 1490 code for a protein of 279 amino acids.